AUGUCCCGCCCAAGCUAUCUGUGUAGACUAAGCCAGCAUUAUCCCAUCAGUCGCUUCUGCGCCUCGCAUCUGCCAGGCUGGGAGAACCAGGGUGAGCUCGUCUUCGUCACCUCGCGCGAGUGCCGCGAUAUCACACCGGAGGAAGCCUCCGAGUAUAUCCUCGGCUAUACAAUUGGUAAUGACCUCUCGUGCCGCUUCUUCCAGCUCCCCGAACAGUCCGGUGGACGGUUUUUCUACGCCAUGGACUUGGACAAGUUUGCUCCUAUCGGGUCGGUCCUCGUGAGCCCAACUAUUUUUGCCAAGGAGACAGCAUCGACAAGUCUCGUUACCAGGAUCAAUGGAGAAGUGAAGCAGAAUACGGUGAUUGAGAAAGAUAUGAUUUUUUUCCCAGAUGAAAUUCUCAGCUGGAUGAGUCAAAGCACAACCCUUCCGGCCUACACGAUAGUCAUGUCGGGAACCGGAGCGGGGGUGGGAAUAUUCCAGAAACCGCGGCAGCUAUUGCGAGAUGGUGACCAGAACAAGAUUGAUAUUUCGGGACUGGAAACGUUGAAGAAUAGGGUCAGGUUUAACGACGGGAAGGACUCUAUCAUGUGA
Penicillium subrubescens is the source of this 594-nucleotide messenger RNA. RefSeq names its product fumarylacetoacetate hydrolase family protein. The transcript has 3 exons. NCBI's taxonomy places the organism in Eukaryota, Fungi, Ascomycota, Eurotiomycetes, Eurotiales, Aspergillaceae. Gene Ontology annotation, molecular function: acetylpyruvate hydrolase activity. The record is from RefSeq and is a predicted model, not a curated record. The coding region runs from base 1 to 594 and encodes 197 amino acids.